CCCUGAAUCUGGAGGUGUGCGUUUUCACACUUCUAUACCUUUUGCCCGAUGGGAGAGGGGAGAAGAGGGAGUGGCCGGGGUGUGACUGGUCCUUGAUGAUGCUGCUGGCCUUGCCGAGGCAGCGUGAGGUGUAGAUGGAGUCAAUGGAAGGGAGGUUGGUUUGUGCGAUGGUCUGGGCUGCGUCCACAAUUCGCUGCAAUUUCUUGCGGUCUUGGAUGGAGCUGUUCCCAAACCGAGCUGUGCACGUCUUUGGAGUGUGGGAGGAAACCGGAGCACCCGGAGAAAACCCACGCACGUCACGGGGGAGAAGGUACAAUCUCUGUACAGACAGCAGCCGAGGUCAGGAUGGAACCCGGGUAUCUGGAGCAGUGAGGCAGCAACUCUACCGCUGCACCACACGUGCGGGUCUGGAAAGGAGGAAAUCGAUGCUGGACGUGAAUUUACGGUGACAUCACAAAUGAUUAAUUGUGAAUGUUUCUUGGUGGUGACGUGAUAUCUCCGAGUGGCUUGAUCCUACCAGAGGAGCUGCCUCCCUCUGCGAAAUGCUGAGGCUCCAGCCUGUGGACAUCUGCCCAAGUGUCUCCAUGGUGUUUGGUGAACCCUCCCGAGAAGCUGUGAACGGAAUAUAAGGCAGGAUGAGUCCGUCUUUCAAGUUAGAGGUGGUGGGACUUGUGCAAGAUCCAAGGUUCCACACUGUGACAGUAACUGCUCAGGUGCUAAAGCUGGGAUUUCCUUCUCGGAUCACCAAGCUGGUGAUACGCCCACUGCUGGAAUUUGCUUGGGACAGUUACUUGGCUGAAAUGAAGAAGAUGGGAGAGAGUGAAGUGUGGGGCUUCACCUCGUGUGUGAUGUGCUUCCUCGAUGGCCAGCUGCUGGGUGAUGAGAAGGAUUUCCUGCAGUGGGCCAGGGUGGAGUUUGCCUACACUGACUACAGACCGCAAUCGCUGUAUCGAGCAAUCACCGAUGACUUUCAUUCAAAGUACCUAAAGAACACCAAGCACAUAUUUGUCUACUUGGAGAUUGCCAUUGAUCAACAGCCUGUUGGGAAAUUGUUAUUGGAGCUUUUUACAGAUAAGUGUCCGAAAACCUGCAAGAACUUUGAGACGUUGUGUACAGCACAGACUGCAUCCACAUCUACAGACUCACAGCUAUGCUACAAAGGAACGAUAUUCCACAGACUGGUGAAGAACGGCUGGAUUCAAGGAGGAGAUGUCCUGUCAAGUCGAGGAGACGGUGGAAAGUCUAUCUACGGAGAAACAUUUAACGAUGAGAACUUUGCAAUCUCACACUGCAAGAGAGGAGUCCUAGGAAUGGCUAACAGAGGGCCACACACUAAUGCAAGCCAGUUCUACAUCACACUCCAGCCAGCACUCUGGAUGAACACCAGAUUUGUCUCAUUUGGACAUCUGAUAGCAGGCACAGACGUUCUUGAAAAAAUGGAAUCGAUACCAACAUAUAAUGAGAGACCGACAGUGGAAUGCAAGAUUACCGAUUGUGGCUACUAUGUCCCAUAAACACUCGUGCUCCUUCAGAUUGAAUAAAAUAACAUCCCGUUCAAGCUUCCAUCACAUGUCCUUGUGGUGAAAUGUUUCUUGCACCAUAUAAUCAUUCAAUCAUUGCAUUACACUAGACAAUAGGUGCAGGAGUAGGCCAUUCGAGCCAGCACCACCAUUCAAUGUAAUCAUGGCUGAUCAUCCCCAAUCAGUACCCCGUUCCUGCCUUCUCCCCAUAUCGUCUGACUCCACUAUCUUUCAGAGCCCUCUCUCUUGAAAGCAUCCAGAGAACCGGCCUCCACCGCCCUCUGAGGCAGAGAAUUCCACAGACUCACAACUCUCCGUGUGAAAAAGUGUUUCCUCGUCUCCGUUCUACAUGGCUUCCCCCUUAUUCUUAAACUGUGGCCCCUGGUUCUGGACUCCCCCAACAUCGGGAACAUGUUUCCUGCCUCUAGUGUGUCCAAACCCUCAAUAAUCUUACAUGUUUCAAUAAGAUACCCUCUCAUCCUUUUAAACUCCAGAGUGUACAAGGCCAGCCACUCCAUUCUAUCAACAUAUGACAGUCCCGCCAUCCCGGGAAUUAACCUUGUAAACCUACGCUGCACUCCCUCAAUAGCAAGAAUGUCCUUCCUCAAAUUUGGAUAUCAAAACUGCACACAAUACUCCAGGUGUGGUCUCACUAGGGCUCUGUACAACUGCAGAAGGACCUCUGUGCUCCUAUACUCAACUCCUCUGGUUAUGUAGGUCAACAUGCCAUUCGCUUUCUUCACUGCCUACUGUACAUGCAUGCUUACUUUCAUUUACUGAUGAACAAGAACCUCCCAGAUCCCGUUGUACUUCCCCUUUUCCCAUUUUGACACCGUUUAAAUAAUAAUGUGCCUUCCUGUUUUUGCUACCAAAGUGGAUAACCCCACUUGUAUCCACAUUAUACUGCAUCUGCCAUGCAUCUGCCCACUCACCCAACCUGUCCAUGUCACCCUGCAUUCUCAUAGCAUCCUCCUCACAGUUCACGCUGCCACCCAGCUUUGUAUCAUCUGCAAAUUUGCUAAUCUAAAUCUAAUGAUUUAGAUGGAAUCCCUUCAUCUAAAUUAUUGAUGUAUAUUGUAAAUAGCUGCGGUCCCAGCACUGAGCCCUGCGGUACCCCACUAGUCACUGCCUGCCAUUCUGAAUGAUACCCGUUAAU
Leucoraja erinaceus (little skate) is the source of this 2676-nucleotide messenger RNA. RefSeq names its product peptidylprolyl isomerase (cyclophilin)-like 6 (gene ppil6). The coding region runs from base 636 to 1514 and encodes 292 amino acids. Lineage: Eukaryota; Metazoa; Chordata; Chondrichthyes; Rajiformes; Rajidae. The record is from RefSeq and is a predicted model, not a curated record. The transcript is spliced from 9 exons. Gene Ontology annotation, molecular function: peptidyl-prolyl cis-trans isomerase activity. Gene Ontology annotation, biological process: protein peptidyl-prolyl isomerization.